Biomphalaria glabrata is the source of this 2465-nucleotide messenger RNA. RefSeq lists its product as uncharacterized. The coding region runs from base 97 to 2103 and encodes 668 amino acids. The record is from RefSeq and is a predicted model, not a curated record. The transcript is spliced from 5 exons. Lineage: Eukaryota; Metazoa; Mollusca; Gastropoda; Planorbidae.
CACCUCAAUUGAGUCUUGCACAAAUUGACUGUCUUGGCGUUGCAUGUCUUCUGUUCAAGUUACAGUAAUGACUCUGCAAAGUCUUGCUAAUAUGUAAUGGUCUUGAGUUGUUUAGUCUUCUCAAUGUGUGUCUCAGUAGUGCAAGAUUGUCAUCGAUCUUUUGCAACUACAUCUACAGCAAGGGAACGUAAUACAUCCGAGUCUUUGUCCAGUGAUAGUUCACUUCCGCUGAUGGACACUGGUACAGCAGACAUUACUAAUGCACCAUUACAAUUAGAUGUAUCAACCCAUUGCGUUGAAACAGACUCGCUGGAUCUUAGAGGGACUUUGAAGAAAAGUGACCGUAAGACUAAAUCUUCAUCAUCCCGGGACAUACUGCGUCCUAAAUCUUCCAAACAGAAACACUCUAGUUUGAAGCAGAAAAAACAAGUUCAGAAAUGGUUCGACAUUCCAAUCAGCAGACUUCGAACCCAAGACCUGGCUCGAAGUCAAGAGACAAACGACGAGUUAGAAAGAAAGAAUGUAGAUUUGAUGAAAGAGAUAGUGAUUCUUCAAAAACAAUCUAAAAGGCUGCAGGCACUAUGUGAAUAUUUAAGGCAUGGGAGUUCAUUUCAUAAGUUUAGUAAAUCAGGUGCUAGUAGACCAACUAACUAUUGCACUUCUGACGAAACGGAAACGAGUUUCUCAAUCGACGGUUCCAGCCAGGUAAAAAUACAAGGUGCAAGCUACAAACCAUUUGAGAACCCCAACGUUUUCUCGCUCCUUGACAUGCAAGAAUCGCAAGACUUUGUGGAUCUUGUAGAACCAAAUCGAGGAAUAACACCUUCGUGUUUCCAUGGAGACAGUCCAAUUUCCGGCUGGAGAAAAUUAACUGAUUCAUGUAUCAUCAGAAAUUCUAGUUAUGACGAUAGGUCUAGCUCUAUCACAUCUCCCGUACAAAGCGUUACAGGUUAUCAUGCAAGGUCUAACUCUAUCACAUCUCCCGUACAAAGCGUUACAGAUUAUGAUUCAAGGUCUAACUCUAUCACAUCUCCCGUACAAAGCGCUACAGAUUAUGAUGCAAGAUAUGGAAACGCCGAAACAUGCGCCAAUCUAAAGUCUGGCUAUUUACCAACAACACAAAAUUAUGUUGACCCUAAUUUGAACGAUAUCAGCCUAGCAUAUAAUUCAGAUAGGCCUACACAUGAUAUAUCGAACUCAGAUAUAGGCUGGCAAACACAGAAAUCAUUCCAUAAACGUAGCUCAAUUACAACUAUAGAAAAGUCCAUGCUUUUAAGAAGCAUUUCAACAAAAGAUGAAAACCUGAACCACACCGUGGCCCCAUCUCCAGACUAUUUGUCUCCAGUAAGUCCAACUCGUCACUGCCAAUCAACGCCAGAGAGUCCAGAUUCAGGCAUUCUGACCAAAAGCCCAAGGCCAGAUUUCUUCUUGGAUGAAAAUGCUGAACUAUUGAUCAAGGAGGAACCUUCAGACCAAAUUACUUCUUACGGAAACUUCAAAAGGGAUCAUCAUGAAUACCUGGCCGCCUACAUGCGAGAUAGUCCGUCAAGAACUAUAUCCAAAAGUAUUGGUCGGAGAGAAAUGAAUUCGAGUGAAGGCGAUGACAUACGUAGUUAUUAUGGGGAGUCUUGUUCAGAGUGGCAUCAACGUCGUGAAGGAUUGAGUCAGAGUGACGGUAACGAAUUGAAAAUGAUUGAUCGUCCAUCGUACAUAACCCAGAGUCUACCUUCAGACAUAGAAGAGUAUCGCUUUAACGAUGUAGAAGAAUUUAUAAAGAAAGAGACAUUAAUAGAUUCAAUCGUAAAGGAUUUGAUGAGUCCCAUAACAGACGAAAUGACGUCUGAAUGUGAGGUUUUUACUUUUGUUACAUGUCUAGGAAACGAACUUCCGAAGGAUGCAAGAGCAGACAACUUAACAGAACAUCAUCCCAACAGAGAAAGCACUUUGUCUGAACUGAGGCAGUCGAGUGGGCUGACUUCUAAGGGUGACCAGCUUGUGGCACACGAUCAAGUGCCACUCAUCACUAAAAAAAUGUCAAAUUUAUCAUGUCGCUCACCAGAUUGUCUGAAAUCACGAACUAAAGAUCAAAGUAAAAUGACGUAACUGAGCAGCUGGAUUUCUUUAUUAGAUAAUCAGAACUAGAAUUCAAAUAGAUUUAUUAUCCAUGCUAAAUUGACGUGACCACAAAAAUUCAGGAAUUUUUAGAAUAUUAUCAAACAAUCGGUCAUGCUUACUACCGCUUUGUGUAUACCUAACCUUAUUGCAUGCUAGGUGUGAGGACAAAUACGUAAAUGAUUACUAUCUUGGCUCUAAAUCUAUGCUACAUAGAGACAAAGUACGUAAAUGUUUACUAACAUGGCUCUGAACCUUUGACUGUUGAUUGUGAGACAAAAUACGUAAAUGAUUACUAACAUGGCUCAAAAAUCUAUGUAAACUUAUUAAUACAGUCAGUUUUUAGUACUGUG